Hippocampus comes (tiger tail seahorse) is the source of this 850-nucleotide messenger RNA. RefSeq names its product mitochondrial ribosomal protein S10 (gene mrps10). Gene Ontology annotation, molecular function: structural constituent of ribosome. Gene Ontology annotation, cellular component: mitochondrion; ribosome; mitochondrial small ribosomal subunit. The record is from RefSeq and is a predicted model, not a curated record. The coding region runs from base 54 to 668 and encodes 204 amino acids. The transcript has 7 exons. Lineage: Eukaryota; Metazoa; Chordata; Actinopteri; Syngnathiformes; Syngnathidae. Gene Ontology annotation, biological process: translation.
GGGGCAGCGGUACGAUACAUAGCACUUCCGGUUUCGAGUCCUGCUCUGGGAAUAUGGCCGCUUCCAUGCCGUUUCGAAGAGAACUUUUUUCUUUGACAAGGAUAUUCAACGGAAUAUCACAAUCGAGACCACGAGUUUUGGGCCAUUGUGCAGGACACAAGAAAUGGCUUACAAUUGGGUCUCCCCUCUAUCUGAGCCCAUCCUUCCACAUACCCAGGGUGUUUUCAUCAACAGCGUCGUCAAUCACUGUGACAGAAGAACCCGACACGCUUUUCCAGAAGGUGACUGUGAUGGUAAAAGGCCACGACAGGGCCGUUUUGGACAGUUAUGAGUAUUUCGCCACCAUGGCGGCCAAAGAGCUUGGCAUCAGCAUCGGAAAAGUUUUUGAACCUCCCAAAGACAUGGAGAGGUUAACCCUCCUCAAGUCGGUCCACAUCUUCAAAAAACAUAGGGUUCAGUACGAGAUGAGGACACACUACAGGUGUAUCGAGUUGUCUCAUUUAACAGGCUCCACAGCUCGGGUAUAUUUGGAAUACAUCCAGAGGAACCUUCCAGAAAGUGUAGCUAUGCAGGUGACCAAGACUGCUAUAGAGAAAAUUCCAGAACACAUCCAUGAGCCCAUGUGGAAGGACGAGCCCACGGAGGAAGCGGAGAAGCCAAGUCAAUAAAAUGUACACCUGCACUGGUCACCAGCCAAUUGCAGGGCACAUACUGUAUAGAUGAACAAGCUUUCCGAGGCCAAUGGGCUAACCGCUAGCCCAUCAUGCCGAUGGACAAUAUUAUCAAUAACUGUCAUAUUUGUGUCUUAUUUUAUAAAAAAAAAAAAAAAAAGUAAAUGGUUUCAACAAAA